Molecule: messenger RNA, 2328 nt
Organism: Plasmodium yoelii
Lineage: Eukaryota; Apicomplexa; Aconoidasida; Haemosporida; Plasmodiidae
Product: conserved Plasmodium protein, unknown function
Exons: 3
Coding region: 1-2328 (775 amino acids)
Source: RefSeq, a predicted model, not a curated record
AUGAAAACUAUUGAAUUAUUAUACAAUUAUAAUUUAAGUGGUGAUGAAAAUGUUAUAAGAAGUUAUUCAAUAAAUAAACAAAAUAAACAAAAUAAAGAAAAAAUAAAUGAAGGAAAAAUAAAUGAAGGAAAAAUAAAUGAAGGAAAAAUAAAUGAAGAUAGUGUAAUACAAAAAAAUGAAAAAACAACAAACAAGCAUAUUAAUAAUUAUGUAUAUGAUAAUAUAGAGGAGGAUAAUGUAAAGGAAAGUCAAAAUAUAAAUAAUUUAAAAAAUAAAAUAAAUGAAGAUGAACAAAAUAAAUAUAUACAAUAUAUAAAUAAGAAUAAAGAAAAGCAAUCAAAAACACAAAUAGAUUCUCAAAUUAACACAACUAAUAUGGACAAUACCGCCAUAAAAUUAUUAAAUAAAUAUGACCAAUUUAAAAAUGACAAUAUUAAAAAAGAAAACAUAUUUAUAAAUCAUACAAAUUCUAAAAUGUGUGAAAAAAUAAAAAAUAUAAAAAAAAAACAAUCCCCUGACUGUUAUGAGUCAACUCACAUUUUAGGAAUAGAAGGAAAAGGAGAAAAUCAAAAUAUGAAUGAUGAUCACAAAUUAAAUGAUAGUAAUAAAUGUGAUAAACUUGAAAAUGAUAAUAAAAAAAAUGAUUUGACUUCAUCUCUAAAUAAUAUGAAUGAUCAAAAUGGGGAAAGAAAUGAUGAAAGAGGUGGCGAAAAUGACGAAAGAGGCGACAGAAAUGACGAAAGAGGCGACAGAAAUGACGAAAGAGAUGAAGAACGAAAUGACGGGCAAAUGAUAGAUAAUAUAAAAUUAGAGAUUAAAAAAGAAAUAUAUAAAAAAUUAAAAAUUGCUUUCAAUACUAAUAUGCAAUUUAAUAUAAUCGAUCAAUAUUAUAUAAAAUUUAGAAAAAAAAAGAAAUUUAGAAAAUAUGUUUUAAACACAUCUAAUUUUAUAAUAAUAUUGGGAAAAUAUUUACGUCUAUCAUUUUCCACUAUUGCAAUGGCAUUAUAUUAUAUGCAUAAAUAUAAUAAAAAAAAAUUAGCAAAAAAAAAUAAACCUAUAAAUUAUAUUAUUGCUGGGUCAUGUAUAUUUUUAGCAUGGAAAUUAAGAGAAGAUUUUGAACAAUGUAAAAAAUCACAAAAAUUAUAUGAUAUACCUAAAGGUAUUUUUAAAUUACUUAAUUAUUUUUAUAAAAAAAAAAUUAUCAAAAAAAAAAUUAAACAAAUUCAACCUAAUUUAAUAUAUAACCAUAAAAAUUGUUAUGAAAUAAAAAAUGACGAUACUUUUGAUACCCUUAUAGAAAUGGCUAAAAAAAAAAAUGAAAUAUUAAAAUGUACACAUGAGCACAAUAAAAAUGUUAAUGUUUCAGAAAACAGCACCAAAAAUAAAAAAAAAAGAAAAAUCAACACACAAAAUGAAGAUAUAAAAAAAAAUGCCAAACACUCAUAUCAUCUAAAUAAAGAAGAAGAUGAAGAAAAAAAACACUAUAUCAAUUUGUAUAAUCAAUUAAAAGAUCUUAACAAUAUUAUUAUAGAUACUGGAUAUAUAUCUGAUAUAAAUAAUAUUAGUGAUGUUAGCGACCUUUUUAAUUCAUACCUUUCAGAAUGUAACAGCGACGAUUUAUCAGAGUAUAAUUUUUCGCCAGAAAGGGGGGAAGAAGCGGAAAAUGAAGCAGAAAAGGAAGAAGAAAAUGAUGCAGAAAAGAAAGACACGAACAAAAUCGAACACCACAAUCUUGAUCAAUUAAAUACAAAUGAAGAAAAUAGUGAUAUAUUAAAAAAUGCACAUAUUGACAAAAAUGCUUAUAUACAAAAAUUUAAAAAAUUAUGUAAAAAAAAAAAAAAAAAUAUAAAUAUUUCAUCCUCUAAAUGGGUAUUAAAUAAUUCAGGGCAAAAAUUGCAACUCAUUCAAAAAGCCAUGAUAUAUUAUGAAGGGGAAAUAUUAAAAAGUUUUAAUUAUUUUAUAAAACCUAAAAUAUUAUCAUUUGAACUCAUUCCAUUUUUUAUAACAAAUUUUGUAUCAAUAAUGAAUGAUUAUAUACAACCUAAUCAAAUUCCCUAUUUACAAAAAUUAUCAUCUUUAAUUAUUUUGGAUUUUUAUAAAACACCACUUUGUUUAAUAUUUCCUCCAAAAGAAAUAUUAAUUGUUUGUAUAAUAAAGGGGUAUAUUUCCUUAAAGUUGAUAAAUUCGGAAUUGGACUUACAAGCUAUAUCUCUUGAAAAUUUUGAAAAUAAAAUAAAGGAGUACGUCCAAUCCGUUAGUGGGGAUAUCCCAAUCGACAUUAACCGAAUAAAAAUGGCUUUGAAGGAAAUAAGGCACCCAUACCAUUAA